Verruconis gallopava is the source of this 1158-nucleotide messenger RNA. RefSeq lists its product as hypothetical. Lineage: Eukaryota; Fungi; Ascomycota; Dothideomycetes; Venturiales; Sympoventuriaceae. The coding region runs from base 503 to 1036 and encodes 177 amino acids. The transcript is spliced from 3 exons. Gene Ontology annotation, biological process: glutathione metabolic process. Gene Ontology annotation, molecular function: glutathione transferase activity; glutathione peroxidase activity. Gene Ontology annotation, cellular component: peroxisome; mitochondrion. The record is from RefSeq and is a predicted model, not a curated record.
UUUUUUUACCAGGCCUCGUGAAUCUUAUAAAUGGGCGCAUUUCUGUUCUUGAAUCUGUGCGGAUCAUUUCUUUGCUCGUGUUUCUUUGUGUAAUACGAUUUUUGGGGAAUGCUGAACGGAUCUCGUAUCUCCAAGUCUGUGUACCUCGGCUCAAAUGAGGACUUCACUCUGCGUGGACAAAGAUUUGCAACGAAGAGAAGUCUCUUAACGUUGCCAAUGACUACAAAUUUUCUUCGAUGACAGUUUAGCCGUGCUCGAUCGAUUCAUACAGCUUGGAGAUCUCGUCUAGAUUCGAACAUGGGAAAGCCCAAGCUUACGCUUUUCGUGGACUCCGUGUCGCCAUUUGCAUACCUGGUAGGCAAACACAGUCAAGCCCAUGCGUAGCCAACUUGGUCCUAACCACGAACAAACACGACUAUGACAGGCUUUCUACGCCGUCAAGAACUGGCCCGUCUUCAAGAAAUGCGAGGUUUCUUUUAUCCCAAUCUUCCUGGGAGGCCUGAUGCACAAGUGCGACAACCGUACUCCGCUGGCCAUCACAAACAAAGACAGGUGGAUCAACAAGGAGCGCGUUCGGUUGGCUCGAUCGUUCGACAUUCCCAUGUGUGAUGCCGUGCCCGAUGGCUUUCCAAUGAACACGCUCGCGACGCAGCGAGCUCUGACGGCAUUGAACAUGCAGAUGCCGGAGAGGUUUCCGGACGCGCUUGCCGCCUUCUACCACGCUCUGUGGUGCGACCGACAGCCCAUCCACAAGCCCGAGGUGGCCAUCCCGAUUCUGGCGAGGACGCUGCAGAUGUCCGACGUGGAAGCAAAGGCUCUGUUUGAGAGAGGGAGUGAACCGGAAGUCAAGAGCUUGCUCACAAAGAACACGGAGCUUGCAUUUGAGGAGGGCGCUUUUGGGCUACCUUGGUUUGUUGCUACAAAUUCAGACGGCGAGAAGGAUUCCUUCUGGGGCUUCGAUCGGAUUGGACAGGUUGUGGAUCAUCUCGGGCUUGGACGACCGAAUGACAAGCGUGGUUGGCAAGCCAUGCUUUGACAACGGGUGAAUAUGAUGAACAACUGGUGUGAAAAUCUCUCAGCGGAGAACAGUCCAGCCUGUGUACUGAGUCUACAGUCGAAGCUCAUGUACGAAAAGGGAAGCCAGCCUGUUGAUGUGGC